Messenger RNA from Pelagomonas calceolata, 2389 nucleotides. NCBI's taxonomy places the organism in Eukaryota, Pelagophyceae, Pelagomonadales, Pelagomonadaceae. The record is from the annotation of a GenBank genome assembly.
GUUGUUGCAAGAGGGCAGGCUGUUUUUAGCGCCGCGACCGAGGCGCCCGGAGACCGACGGCUGCCGUGGUGGUAUCGUAGCAUCACCACACCACGCGCCGCAGCCGGGCAGCCCGUCCCGCGAAGCACAGCAGAGGAACAGCUAGAUGGAGUCAAGGCGGGCCCAGCUGGAGGCGCGCGCCCUGGCCAAUAGAAGACCGCGCACGCCGGGCGAGAUGAGAGGAGAUAGAAACCACAGCCCGACGCACGGCGACGACCUGGCCCGAGGCAGCGCCGUUUCUCGAAGGUCGGACGACGACGUGACCGAGGGCGACUCCUACCUCAGUCCAGUCAGGAGCAAGUGGCGCCAGCCGCCCCCUGCUGACUUAACGAGGCCGAAAUCCACCGCUCGAGAGAGACUACGGGAAGCGAGGGAUCGCGACGGUUCGUUAAAUGACCUCCAGGAGCCGAGUCUCGAGCGGCCAUCUAUUUCAUCAUCGACGCAUCGAUCAUCGCGAAGAAGGCCGCAGUACGCCGACCCGAACCAACAAUUAGAUGAGGACUCGGCUUUACAUAGAUUGGCUGAUUUACAACACCAGCCUCCUAGAACUAAAAAAGCCCCUUCCCUUGUUGAGGCUUGGGAUUCGAACCAGGGUUUCCGGGACGAGAACUACCAGGAGGCUUCUUCUAUCGGUCUUGCUGAGCUUGGUACGUUGACGCAGAAGCGCCACGAGGCUUUGCAGGCGGAGGAGCAGAAUCUUAUACAACACCGAACAGUAGCGCAAUCCCACCAGGACUGGGUCGAGGAUUUGACCGAGAUUUUGGAUUUGAACCACCAAGAACAGGCCCACUUGGACGCUGAAAUUGAAGAAUUGUUGCAUGGCCGAAGCCGCUCAAAAAUCAUGAAGGGCGUACUGGUCACAUUAAUGCAAAGGAACCUGAAGAUGGCCAUGGUGACCUGGAAGGACCAGACGGGCUUCGGUGGGGGCGCCUUGAUCCAGGAACAAACGAUCAAAGAGCUAGAACGGCAAUUGGCCGAGGCCAUGGCCGCCCAUCAAAAGGUGGAGAAAGAAUAUGAGACGUCUAUGGCAAAUUAUUCGGCAAACGCCCUGAAGAACGCCAACGCCUCGACGUACAAAUUGAUCUUAAAUGUAUUCGGCAAGCUCAUGGGUGAUUAUAGCAGGACGUACUUUGCUACGUGGAAGAAGAAGUCCGACGAAUACGCAGAAUAUCAGAAGAGGUGGGGCCGCUUCUUCAAGCGUGCUCUCAAUAUAAAGAUGGCCGCGGGGUUUCAGGCCUGGGUCACGUUUUAUCGGUUCACGCAGCUGCCGCCCGAGGAAGCUCUCGCGCACGUGCGCGCCCAGAUGGCCAAGUACAAAGCCGAGAUGGAGGCCCAAAAAGCGUCGGAACAGGAGGCCAUCGCGAAACUACAGCGCGAGCUGAUGGAGGCCGAGGAAGGGAGUUGUCGGAGACUGUUAAUCAGGGUCGUAUCACGCUUGUUAAAUAUGAAGGCCUGGUACGGCUUCAAGCGGUGGCUUUCUAGGGUAGCGCUGUACAAACAUCAACGGAAGCUGGUCGGGGGCUUCAUCAGUCGGUUCGAAAACAUGAAUUUUAGUAAAGGGUGGAACAGCUGGAGAGCAUAUGCGAGAGCGCAUCAGGAGAACGAGAUCAACGCGGGCGCUAAUGCUAUUCGGGAUGAUAUUCGAUUGAAAGAGCAACAAUUGGAGGAUACGAUUGCUCAGUUACGGGCUCUCGAGCCCGACGUGGAACAGAUGCGCGACUCCAUCAAACUCCAACACGAAGCCUCGAAGCGCGUGGCGUUGGCCAUGCCCGAUGUGGCCAAGAAGCUCGCGGAGCUGGCCAACGUCAAGUAUAGACCGCCGCCGCAACCCGCUCCCGUGACGCCUGCUGCGGUCCAUAAAUCUCGUCGAGGCGGCCCGGGCCCCUCCAUGCCUUCAAGGGGAGGCGGUCCGGCCUACGGGAGCCCGGGACCGAAGCCCCGGUCCCGGUCGCGCGACCCUACGGUCUCGAGCCUGAACCGGUCGCGCGACUUCCCGGCGCCGAUCCAGACCCAAAGUUAUGGAAGUCCGUCGAAGCGCAUGACGCCCAAGGAGUCCGAUGGGAUGUUGCUCACCUUCUUACGGCACGCCCACGAGGCCGACACGCUCGAGGAGGUCUUCAUGGCCGACUUGAGGGCCCGCGUGCCGAACUUUGAUAAAUAUCAGCGGAAGAUGCGGACGCUCGCUGAAAAUGGCGACCGGCGCUACGCCGCGGCGGUGGAGGCCUUCGAGCUGCUCGGCGACGCGCGGGACCUCUGGGAGAACAUCGACCUUAUCCAGGGCCCCGACGACGUCUUCAGCCACGACCCCUACCUGCGAUAGAAUAGGGGAGUAAGACUACAAGACUAGUUA